AUGAGAAAUGAAAGCAAGCACACGGAAAAAACAAAUUUCGAAAAUGGAAAAAUAUAUGUAAUAUAUGACAAGAUUUAUGAUACACAUAGGAAGGAAAACAAGCGUAGGAAUUAUUACUGCAAAAUUGUGAGGUUCCCCAACCCUCAAGUGUUAAUAAUCAGGGCGUUAAGUGAAGUGUAUAAUUUGAAAGACAGAGUGGAGUACCUCCCUCGUAGUUACCCCUUCGGCGUACUAAACACACAUUGUUAUUUCAAUGGGAAAAAAAGGAGCGUAUACGAGACGCUGCUCCUUAUGCAUGCCCUGAAAAGCAAAAGGGAGUCAGCAAAGAGCGUGCGUGGCGAAUCGCGCGUGAACCCCCGAAACGAAGAAAAAAAUUACAAAGGCAACAACGACACCACAACAUUGACCAAGGAAGGAAGCGCCAGGAAACCUGAAGACCUCUACUUAUUUCACAUUUUGAACGAAGUCCACCAAGUGUAUGAAUAUUUUUUUUAUGUGUAUGGAACAUGCUACCAAAAGUACACUCGCCAAUUUUUCGUAAACAUAAAUCUAAAGUACAAUUUGGUCAGAGGGUUUAUAAAAUUACAAUACGUGAAUGACCACAUGUCAAGGAAGUACAAAAAUGUAUCCCUCGACAGUAUGUUGAAUAGGCUGAUUAAGCUGCUGAAUUUAUUAUCACAGCUUGGGAAGAAUUACGAGCGAGUUGAAUGCAUCGUCUUGUAUGUGUAUUUCUACACCUUUUUAUGUGUACCGAUUUGUUUCUACCCAUGGGGUUACCCCAAUUUCGAUCGAUUAAGCAGGAAAAUACUCAACGACGGAAACGUUAAUAUGAUUAUUAACCAUGUGCACGCCAAUAAAAAGAGCUUAUUUUCCCUCCUCCUACAUACGACAGAAGAACCAACUGGCUAUUUCGAAACUUACGAUUUCAACAUAGCGAUAUUGGCGAACGAAGUUGACGGGGGCAGCGACAAUUUGCACCCACGCAUCGAUGACCAAAAUUAUCCGUGUUACCUCGGCCAUAAUACUAGCCUGUUCGAAAAGAAGGAAGGGUACAUCAACUUGAGUGAAUAUCGCCUGCUCAAAGACAUAGGCUAUAAUUCGCUGGGACAGCUGUACAAGCCGUACUUCUAUCAUUUGAAAGUGUUGAGACGAACAUUUUUGUUUCACACCAAAAUGGAAAUCAUAAUGUUUUUUUUACGCCUGUUGGCCGAACAGGUGAUCGAAAUGGAUCGCCACUACAGAGGGUGUGUGAAGGGGGGGGAGUAG
Molecule: messenger RNA, 1266 nt
Organism: Plasmodium fragile
Lineage: Eukaryota; Apicomplexa; Aconoidasida; Haemosporida; Plasmodiidae
Exons: 1
Coding region: 1-1266 (421 amino acids)
Source: RefSeq, a predicted model, not a curated record